UUUCAUUUAGAUCAUAAUCUGAUGCAAAAAGAAAGAACAAGUUAAUGCAAACCCUCAACUAUAAUAUUGAAAAUGGCAACCUCCUACGCGAAAGAUCAACCCGCUGGAUUCAAAAACCGCAUCGAGAAUGUGGCAAUAGUUGGUGCAGGUGGGCAAUGCGGAAAGUUCAUUGUCGACGCUCUUCUUAAAAAGGGGCACUUUAGGGUCACAGCCCUAACACGCCAUGACAGCCUCAAUGUCAUCGCCGAAGGCGUUGAGGUUAAAAAAGUCGAUUACAACGAGCCUAGCACGCUUGUCGAAGCCCUAAAAGGCCAGGAUGUACUAAUUGUUACCUUGGCAGUAACAGCCACCGAUGAAGCAGAGAAGCUCAAUGUGGCUGCGGCUGAAGCUGGUGUUCCCUGGGUUCUGCCCAAUGAAUUUGGUGGUAACGCAGCCAACGAAUCAGCCGAUCAAGACACCAUGAUCGGACUUGCUAAGAAAAAGAUUCGAGAUCAAAUAGAGCAGCUUGGAAAGAGCUCGUGGAUUGGCAUUGCAUGCGGGUUCUGGUAUGAAUACAGUCUUUCUUGCGGGCUCUGGUCAUACGGAUUUGAUAUCAAUAACCGCGAGGUUACCUUCUACGAUGAUGGAACUCAACGGAUGGAUACAAGCACAUGGAAUAAAACUGCUCUUGGUGUUGCUAGUCUUUUGUCCCUCAAAGUAAUUCCAGAGGAUGCGAACGAUAAGGCGACCCAUCUUGCUCAAUUCAAGAACAAAAUGGUAGGCAUCUCCUCGUUCCAAGUGAACCAGCAAGAAAUGUUCGAGUCCCUGCUACGUGUGACUGGAACGACUCGAGACGAAUGGAAAAUCAGCAGUGAGCCUGUUAAAGAGCGCUUUGCUAGAGGAAAGCAAAUGUUGCAAACUGGAGAUCGCAACGGCUUCGGCAUCUUGUUGUACGCCCGCAUGUUCUACCCGGAUGCCCCAGCAAUUCAGUUGACUAACAACAACGCUGACCUGGGAUUGGAACAAGAGGAUCUUGAUGAACGCACUGCUGAGGCUGUCAAGAUGGCAAAGGAGAACUAUUUUGAAAAGGUCGUGAUUCCCCGGACAGGACGCAGGUCUUAAGGGUGCGCCGAAGAAUUAGACAGUCUACCGAGAAGAGAACACACAUAGGUAGAAAAAUCCAACUUUUGGUUUCAACCAAAAUCAGGACUCUAAACUACGAUUAUAAACGACUUCGGCCAUAUUUCCCUUCUCUGGAGACUAAAAUCGAAGGAGAUACUUAAUCG
Messenger RNA from Talaromyces proteolyticus, 1265 nucleotides. RefSeq lists its product as uncharacterized. The transcript is spliced from 2 exons. The coding region runs from base 73 to 1101 and encodes 342 amino acids. NCBI's taxonomy places the organism in Eukaryota, Fungi, Ascomycota, Eurotiomycetes, Eurotiales, Trichocomaceae. The record is from RefSeq and is a predicted model, not a curated record.